GAGUUUGCAGAGAGACGAUGCCCUCCCUGCCCCCUCCCCCAGGAGGCCUAGGGUGGUACCGUCACAGCCUUGCCUCACCUCACCCCCCCUCAGUGUUGUGGGAGGGAAAGGAGCCCCAGAAGCCCUCCCUUCCCUCCUCCCCCCUCUUCCCCCACCCGGGGAGGGCUGCUACAAUUUGUGGUUACAGCUUUACACGUCAGAAAAAAAAAAAGUUUGUAGAAUGUCCCACACCGAAAAAAAAAUGCGAAACCGAGAGAAAAAAACCUGCGAGUGGGCCUGGCGGAUGGGAUUAUUAAAGCUUCGCCGGAGCCGCGGCUCGCCCUCCCACUCCGCCAGCCUCUGGGAGAGGAGCCGCGCCCGGCCGGCCCGGCCCCCAGCCCCAUGGACCUCCGAGCAGGGGACUCGUGGGGGAUGUUAGCUUGCCUAUGCACGGUGCUGUGGCACCUCCCUGCAGUGCCAGCUCUUAAUCGCACAGGAGAUCCAGGCCCUGGCCCCUCCAUCCAGAAAACCUAUGACCUCACCCGCUACCUGGAGCACCAACUCCGCAGCUUGGCUGGGACCUACCUGAACUACCUGGGGCCCCCUUUCAACGAGCCUGACUUCAAUCCUCCUCGGCUAGGGGCAGAGACUCUGCCCAGGGCCACUGUCAACUUGGAAGUGUGGCGAAGCCUCAAUGACAAGCUACGGCUGACCCAGAACUAUGAGGCCUACAGCCACCUCCUGUGCUACUUGCGUGGCCUCAACCGUCAAGCUGCCACAGCUGAACUACGGCGUAGUCUGGCCCAUUUCUGUACCAGUCUCCAGGGUCUGCUAGGCAGCAUUGCAGGUGUCAUGGCAGCUCUUGGCUACCCACUGCCCCAGCCUCUGCCAGGGACUGAGCCAGCCUGGGCCCCUGGCCCUGCCCACAGUGACUUCCUCCAGAAGAUGGAUGACUUCUGGCUGCUGAAGGAGCUGCAGACCUGGCUGUGGCGUUCAGCCAAGGACUUCAACCGGCUGAAGAAGAAGAUGCCACCUCCAGCAGCUUCAGUCACCCUGCACGUGGAGGCCCAUGGCUUCUGAUCUCUGACCCUUAACUCCUCCCAACCCCAGCCACAGUCAGCUGUGCUUCUGGGUUGGAAAAACCUGCAUACCAACAUUCGUUGAGCCAGGAAAUGGACAGUGGGAGCUCUGCCCUCCUCAGCCUUGGAUGGGGAGUGCAAGAACAUAGCUUCA
Molecule: messenger RNA, 1212 nt
Organism: Acomys russatus (golden spiny mouse)
Lineage: Eukaryota; Metazoa; Chordata; Mammalia; Rodentia; Muridae
Gene: Clcf1
Product: cardiotrophin like cytokine factor 1
Exons: 3
Coding region: 382-1059 (225 amino acids)
Source: RefSeq, a predicted model, not a curated record